This is a messenger RNA of Drosophila ananassae, 2686 nucleotides long. RefSeq lists its product as uncharacterized. The transcript has 7 exons. Lineage: Eukaryota; Metazoa; Arthropoda; Insecta; Diptera; Drosophilidae. The coding region runs from base 641 to 1534 and encodes 297 amino acids. The record is from RefSeq and is a predicted model, not a curated record.
CUUCAGUCUCGAAGAGCCUGCUGUGCGUGCAGGGGUUUUCAGCGCGCGCCACAUGUGUCACACGCGGCGUAUACGCAACGCAGCUCGGUCAUAAGUCGAAAAAGACGUAAUUUUCGCCAGCUGAACGAACACGAAACCAAAAAAAAAAUCGAAGGAAAGAAUACAAAUUAUAUAUUUGCACUUAAUGCUGGUAAUUUCCACGGACUAUAAAACUGCAACGGCGUUAAUUUGCCCAAUAAAAUGCGACUACUAACGGCGCCAUAAAUAUCAUCAGCUACCGAGACAGCGAGCAAUGAAACUGGAUUUCUUCGGGAAAAGACAAAGCCGGGCUAAAAAUCAACGGGAAAAAAGAAGACAGACAUCGCAACGCUCGGCGGGUGGCACGCCGCAUUUAGAGGCAGUCAAACUGGCAGUGCUUCCUGCCCCGGAGUCCUUGUGGUACUUCUGCUACUGCCACCCGGUUUCCUGCGUUUGCCGCCUUGAACCUUCAGCCUUCAGCCGAGCACUUCCGCUUCUUAUCGCGGCAAUGUAAACGCGUUUCCGUUUGGGUCCCAAUCCGAAGGCUCAUUCCCGGCAUCGGGAGCGACACUAAACUAGCGGCUCUGCGCUGGAUUACAAGUAAAUUGGAAAGGAUUUGAGGAUGAGCCUGCUGCGCCUGCUUGGAGCCCUGCUGCUGGCCACAUUCAAUGGAAUGGCGCCUCUGCCCGCGGAGGGAUUGCACCUGUCGAACCUAUCCGUGCCGCGAAUUAUCGACGUGUCCCAAAAGGCGAAACUCUUCUGCAGCUACGCGAUGGGCAAUCGGACGCUGAACUCUGUCAAAUGGUACAAGGAUGGCCUCGAGUUUUUCAGAUACUCGCCUCUAACUCCGCCGACAACAAAUUGGUUCCCCGUUAAAGGUGUCACCAUUGCCAACGGUUCGCCGCAUUGCAAUCAAUUCAUCUGCAACGUGGAGCUGGAAAAGCUCAACGCCAGCUCGUCCGGCCAGUACAGAUGCGAGGUCUCCGGCGAUGCGCCCGAGUUCAAGCUGAUCGAUCAGUCGGCCAAUAUGACAGUCGGUGUUCUACCAAAGCUGGGCCCUUUCAUAACUGGAUGGCGACAUGCCUAUAAAUACCGCGACACUCUAAUAGCCAACUGCAGUUCCGAUUGGUCAAGUCCAGCCUCUAAAUUAAUGUGGUAUAUCAACAACAAGACGGUCCCAGCGUACAGCUUGCAGCCGCAAAUUAACGAAGUCACACGCAACACCGAUGGGCUCCACCUGUUCAUCAGCCACCUGCAGCUGCGCCUGUCACUCGAGGACCAGAGGUUCAUCAGCAAGAGUGAGGUGCUGGAACUGCGCUGCAGCGCAGACAUCAUGGGCCUGGCGAGUGUGCGAAGGGAGAGCCGGAUCCGAACCACCGUCCUGGCCCUGAAGGAUGCCGGAUUUAACCAGCGUCUCACCGAAAAUGGUUCCUGCAUCAAUGGCCAACCAGCUUCUUUAGCCGCCUGGCUGCUGGGUCUUGUCCAUUUUCUACGCUGGCAUGGAUCCCAAAGUUAGUGGCUAGCUUUGACGGGUGCUCUAUUGUUAGCAUAAGUUUCCGGGAUUCAACUAUAAGUGGAUACAGAUCCUGGAAAAUAAUCAAAAGUCCGGCAGAGGUGCCAACAUAAAUUGGAUUCUUUGCACCAUUUCGAGCCAAGUGAAAAAGUUAACAAGCCAAGGCAGCAACAGUUGAAUUUGUAUAUAGUCGAAAUUGAAUUAGUUAAGGUCCAUGCAGGAAGCCCAGCCAUUUGCUAUAUAAGUGUAUUACGAAACAAUUAUUUAUGUGUAAACCAGCCAAUGGAAAUUGAAACCGAAGAAUGAACACAGAAUGAAAUAUAUAAAAUAUUAAUAUAUUCUAGGAAUCUAAACAUAAUAUUUGCUACCAAAUACUAUUAAAUGUCAGAAUUAUUUCAAUAGAAAUGAAAAAUUCGAAUAUCAACAAAUUUACACAUGAAUAUUUGAGCACGGAAAAUGGAAACACACACAAUCAAUGGCAAGUAAACUUAAUUAUUGUAUGUGAAUUGUUAAUUGUAUUAAAUGAUGUAUGGGAAAUAAAUAAAUACGAAUAAAUAUAUGUAUGUCUCUAUUCAAUUUUAAUGAAGAGCAGGACAAAAGGUAAAUGUUAUUGUUUUUUUGUACAAGUUUUUAACAUUUAUAAUUUUGAGCAGUUGAACUCUUUGAAUUCCUAACAUAGUUUUUUUGUUCAAUUUUUUAACAUUUUCAAUUUUGAGCAGAUGAAUGCAAAAUAUAUAAAAUCCUAAAAAAAUUAUUCUUAUUAGGAUAAGACCUUAUACAUGAAUGUCCGGCUGCGGCAGAUUAUUAUGCGAUGUCUGCCUACUCGGCGGAGUUGGUUCCCGGUAAUGCACGCCCAAGCUGCCCAACAUCACCUCGGACUGGAAGACAUCCCAGAAUGUAUAAUGGCUCGAGUUAUCAUGGUAUUCAUCUCCUUCCUGUUCCACCAUCUCAAAGUAUCUGACAGCCAGUUUUCUCCGAUAAUCGGGAAGCACAAUAGAGCCCAAUAGAAAAGUCCAAGCCAUGGCAACACGGCACAUAUAUAAAUAAUCAGUUAGGUCCAUGAUUUUCGGGAAUUCCAAUAGAUAACUGACGAGGCAACCAGAAACGUCCCAAAUAAAGGCAAGCGAUAUGUAGACGAGUAGUAUGUGAAGAGCC